Molecule: messenger RNA, 2527 nt
Organism: Ochlerotatus camptorhynchus
Lineage: Eukaryota; Metazoa; Arthropoda; Insecta; Diptera; Culicidae
Product: toll-like receptor 13
Exons: 5
Coding region: 56-2341 (761 amino acids)
Biological process (GO): immune response; inflammatory response; toll-like receptor signaling pathway
Cellular component (GO): plasma membrane
Molecular function (GO): protein binding; transmembrane signaling receptor activity
Source: RefSeq, a predicted model, not a curated record
UUGUCUAGUUUGCCGCGACGUGUCAAGAAGACAUGUAUCUUCGGAGCACUUUCGGAUGGAAGUUCAAGAGAAUUUGACAGUGCUCUGUCUAGUGAUAUUACUAAGCGGAAGUUCGGUUACGCAAAGGGAGUGCAAUGACGGUGAAGUGCUCAGUAACGACGAAUGUGUUAUUGUCGAGAAAAUUAUUGAUAAUGGAUUCGAUAAUUUUCUGCCAAAGGAACCGGAAGGGCCAUACAAUAUCCGCUUGAAGACAUUCCAGUAUAAAACAACGGUGGACACGGAAUGUAUGCUAGGAGAAGCGAACAACUAUUUGCCAUGGAUGUUUUCAAAUGGGACGUUGACGGUCAGGAACCGGACGAGUGCAUUGGACUUGUCCAACUUGAAGCUGGUCGACGACGCUAUGUCCACCCUCGUGAGAAGUUUAGAUGCGUUGUCUUCGUUGAAUGAAGUUAUCUAUCUAUCGAUGGCAAAUAACCGCAUGAAUAUGCUUCCAUUGGAUAGUUUAGGAAGAUUCAAUCGUGUGGAAUACUUGUCUCUCAUGAAAAAUCCUUUCAGAGAAUUCUCUCCUGACCUUGAGGUCCGUCCCAUGAUGCCCCAUCUAGCUUCGCUGAUUGCACUGGAUAUGCGAUAUUGUCGGUUGCAAGUUCUUCCGCCGAACUUUUUCCAUGAUCUUCCCAGAUUGGAAUACCUAUUCCUAUCGCACAAUUACAUUUCCAAUCUUCCAGCAUCGCUAUUCUACUCGCUUGGCAGACUGGUUCAUUUGGAUUUGUCCCACAUGGAUAGCAAUUCACAUAGAGAAGAAGAAGCACGAAUGGACAACCCCUUCAUGAGGCUGAUUGCUGGCAUGGAUAUGGAUUCACAUAUUUUCGAACCGAUGAAAAAGUUGAGAUUUCUGGACUUGUCGUUUAGUAAGCUUGACUUAAAGGCCUUCAUGGCGAUGAGCUCCUUGGGGGAAAAACUAGAAUAUGUAAGCUAUUGCUACACCGAUCUCCCAACGCUGAUGGAUUACUUGUUUGUAAUGAAAAGUAUCAAGAUGUUGGAUCUUUCCGGAAAUGUUGGAUGCGCGAGGGCAUUAGAUGCUGAUAGCUUCCAGCUGCUCAGAGGUAGUUUGGAAGUACUGUUCUUCAAAGAUGCGAGUAUUACCCAGCUGGACUGGCUAACCGGUAUGCGGAAACUACGUGUGAUAAAUCUACGCGGAAAUUUUUUGUCUUCGUUGGAGGGUGCACCUUUGUCAGAUUUGAUUACUUUGGAGUCGUUUGAUGCUAGUCGUAAUUUCAUUCAAUCGUGGUCACACCAAAUCUUCCAGCUUAAUUACAAUAUUAAAUUACUGAACUUAAGGAACAACAAUCUGCUGAUGAUAACGAGUGGCAUGUUAAGGGAUUUUGAAAUAUUGAAAUUCAUAGCCAUCGGUGGCAACCAACUGCAGUGCACGUGCAAUUUUGUGUUUUUGCUCCACAUGGUGUUUGGAAAUAGUUCGGAUCAGAUUCAAAAUGAAAACAGUGUUUUGGAGGUGACUACAGUGCAGCCAAUUUAUGCCGUUGCACAUGUGAACUUGUAUGAUUAUAGUGAAGAGGAUUACCUUUGCAUGAAUUUUACUAGCAAAAAAAAGUUAAAUACCAUCAAUCUGCCCAUUUGCGGAAGUGAAGACGAGGGAACUUAUUCGAAUGUUAGUGAAGGAAAUAUUCCUGAAUCGGUGGAAGAUAUAAUUGAAGAGUACGUUGUGAUCUACAUUGUGGCGAGUGUGUUGGUAACGUUGGCACUUGUAAUAGCGUUCAUGAUCUAUAGAAAUUGGUUUUAUAUAAAGUAUUUCUUUGUACUGCUGAAAAAUUCUGCGAUUCUAAGUUUUUUCGACGAUGAUAAAGUAUAUCUGGACAAAAGUUGUUCUGAAGAAAAUGAUUCUUAUCAGUAUGACGUGUUUGUGAGCUACAGCGAUAACGACAGGGCUUGGGUUUUAGAUGAAAUGUUGCCCAAUUUGGAGCAGGAGGAUUUAAUCACAGUUUGCUUACAUGAGAGAGAUUUUGAGGUAGGAUACGGAAUUUUGGAGAACAUCAUCUCCUGUAUGGACCGUUCACGUUGCCUAAUGCUAAUAGUUUCGGAAUCAUUCCUACUGAGUCGGUGGUGUCAAUUUGAGAUGCACCUGGCACAACAUCGGCUUCUGGAGACGCGUCGUGACGAGCUUAUUUUGGUACUGCUGGAAGAUAUCCCUAGGCGCAAGUGUCCGAAGACGCUUAGUUAUCUGAUGAAGACAAAAACCUACAUCCAGUGGCCGCGACAACAAACGCGUGACCGAGAGCUUUUCUGGAAGCGUUUGCGCAAAGCUCUCAUGACGACUAGGUGCUGAAUAGCUAUCGGAAGCUUUAUCAAUGUAUGUGAGCUGUGGUGAAGAUGGGCAGUAUACGGUUAGGGGAAUUUUCGAUACUCGAUUAUUUUCUGCAUAGAUUUGGAUUUUUAAAUAAUGUGAUUGAUUAUAUGUGACUGAAUAGUGAAGCAUUUAUUAACUGAAUAGUCAAUAAAGCUCAUAUUAAAA